AUGGUAGAUACCAAAAACAGCCGACCCACGGGAGGCGAUGCGCAUACCAGCAACACUUCUACGGAGCCAACUCCGCCGAAGGCGACGCCCGACACGCCAUCGGCAUCGUGGCUGGACACGGCGCAGUACUACUGGAAAUACGGCAUGGACGACCAACGGUUGCAGCGACUACAGCAGUGUCGGAUACUGGAGCGAACCCUCCAGGCUUGUCGCGAUCGCAACGUAUCGCGGCCCUCGCUGGAGGAAUUUCCCGGCGGCAUUCGCAUGAUCCGUUACUUUGAUUGGCGUGGCUACGAGGGCGAUGACUCGUGUCAACGCGAGCUGCACUCGGUGUGGGCGUGCCGCGGCGUGGGUCUACAGUGUGGUAGCGACGUCGUCAAACUCCGGCAUUGCUUCCAGGAAGUGGGCUCGGAUGCUGUUUUGAGAGACGUGGACGAGUCGGCUGGCAAUGCAUACGAAACAUUGAACGAGCGAGCGGUUUGUGGCGAGUGGCAAUACCAGGUGGGUCAGUGUGUGGCGCGAAACGCGGCAGAGCUGGAAGCACGGCAGCGCCUGCGGAACAGUGCCAGCGAUACGGCAUGA
This is a messenger RNA of Phaeodactylum tricornutum CCAP 1055/1, 582 nucleotides long. RefSeq lists its product with no specific name. Bases 1 to 582 code for a protein of 193 amino acids. Lineage: Eukaryota; Bacillariophyta; Bacillariophyceae; Surirellales; Neidiaceae. The record is from RefSeq and is a predicted model, not a curated record. The transcript has a single exon.